GCGCUGGCUGGCAGUUCCGCGGUGGGGAUGCUGAGGAGCGUCGGCUUCGCGAGCAGCGCUGGCCACUGCGGACUUCCGAGGCAGACCGGGCCGUGAAAAGCCCUGCGCCGCGGCCAACCCCAGGCCUCCGAGGCCGGCCGCAGUUCCCCAAGCCGGGCUGGAAGAAGUGUCCAGCGUAGUAGCGCCGGUUCUCCGCAUCCCGAGAGACACCCCAGGGUUCUCGAGCUUCCCCGGCGACCCCUAGCCCCGGCCUCCGGCGAGCGACCGCCCCAGACCCCCUUGGGUGCCCCAGGCGCGGACGAGCCGCGGCUGGGUCCUGGCGCACACCAUGAUCGUUGCGGACACCGAGUGCCGGACGGAGAUCAAGGGCUACCUGCCGUUCGCCAGGGGCGGCGUCGCGGGCCCCGGGACCCAAGAGGAGCAUCAGGAGGGCCGGGCUCGGCGAGGUCCUCGAGGACCCAGCGCCUUCAUUCCCGUGGAGGAGCAGAUCGUCCGGGAAGGAGCUGAGAGCCUCGAGCCGCACCUGGGACUCGAGGCCCUGAUGUCUUCAGGACGCGUGGACAACCUGGCAGUGGUGAUGGGUCUCCACCCCGACUACCUUAGCAGCUUUUGGCGCCUGCACUAUCUGCUGCUGCAUACAGAUGGGCCCCUAGCCAGCUCCUGGCGUCACUACAUUGCCAUCAUGGCUGCUGCCCGCCACCAGUGUUCUUACCUGAUCGGCUCGCACAUGACUGAGUUCCUGCAGACUGGCGGUGACCCUGAGUGGCUUCUGGGCCUUCACCGGGCCCCUGAAAAGCUACGCAAACUCAGCGAGAUCAACAAGUUGCUGGCACAUCGGCCAUGGCUCAUCACCAAGGAGCAUAUCCAGGCCUUACUGAAGACUGGAGAGCACAGCUGGUCCCUGGCUGAACUCAUCCAAGCUCUGGUCCUGCUAACCCACUGCCACUCUCUGGCCUCCUUCGUGUUUGGCUGUGGAAUACUUCCUGAAGGAGACUCAGAGGGCAGCCCUGCCUCACAGGCGCCCUCGCCCCCCAGUGAGCAAGGCAGCCCCCCAAGUGGGGACGCACUGGACAACUCUGGGGGUUUUGAAGCUGCCCGUGAUGUGGAAGCGCUCAUGGAGCGCAUGAGGCAGCUGCAGGAGAGCCUGCUGCGGGAUGAGGGCGCUUCCCAGGAGGAGAUGGAGAACCGUUUUGAGCUGGAGAAGUCAGAAAGUCUGCUGGUAACCCCCUCAGCGGAUAUCCUGGAGCCCUCUCCACACCCAGACAUUGUAUGCUUUGUAGAAGACCCCACUUUUGGAUAUAAAGACUUCACUCGUCGAGGGACUCAGGCCCCCCCUACCUUCCGUGCCCAGGAUUAUACCUGGGAAGACCAUGGCUACUCCCUGAUCCAGCGGCUGUACCCUGAGGGCGGCCAGCUGCUGGAUGAGAAGUUUCAGGUAGCCUACAGCCUCACCUACAACACCAUCGCCAUGCACAGCGGUGUCGACACCUCCAUGCUCCGCAGGGCCAUCUGGAACUACAUCCACUGUGUCUUUGGCAUCAGAUAUGAUGACUAUGAUUAUGGAGAAGUAAACCAGCUCCUAGAAAGAAACCUCAAAAUUUAUAUCAAGACUGUGGCCUGCUACCCAGAGAAGACAACCCGCAGGAUGUACAACCUCUUCUGGAGGCACUUCCGCCACUCAGAGAAGGUCCACGUGAACUUGCUGCUCCUUGAAGCCCGAAUGCAAGCAGCCCUGCUCUAUGCCCUCCGUGCCAUCACCCGCUACAUGACCUGACUCCCUCUGACGCAGGAUCAGCACCUGGAGCAGCUGACCCUGGGGCACUGUCCUCUCUGCAAGGAUUUCUGUGUCUGGAGACAGAUCCAGGCCCCUUUCCGUUUCAUGUCCAUCCACCAAAUGCUGGGGAUGGGCGCGUGCGUGGCAUGCAGCCCCCUAGGCAAGCCACGCCUUCAUUUUCCUCACUGGACUGGACAGGAUUGUUGCACUGACUCUGGGGUCUCAGCUCUGCCCCUGGAGCUAGAAGACGACUUAGGAAAGCCCAAGGGGCCAUGCCCCUUUCUCUUUCCUGCUCCUCAAAAAAGAUGAAGGCGACUGGGUUAAGCUCAGACUGAUGUGCCAGCUGGGCCCCAGGCACCACAAGUGCCAGGGCCUUCCUGGCCUGGGAAGCCCCUGGCUGCCCCUGUGGGAGAGGAGCAAAGACCUCAAGGGACUGACACUCCAGGAAGCUUGCCUUCCCUCCUUCCUCAUUCUCCAAUUUCAUUACCUCCCACCUGCCUUCCGCCCAUCAAUGUGAAAGUUGGCCUCGCAGCUGGUCUGUGCGCCCAGUUCCCCCAAACCCUGUUCUGUUGGGUAGCCUGUCCUUUGGUUGCCUGGAUAUUGGUUCAGUUCUUUUGUCUCCUUUACCCUCAUACCCUUUUCUCCCAUGCCUGUUGGUGUAGGGCCCGGGAGAGGGGCCAAACAUAUCCAAAGAACACACUAUCUCUGGAGAGUUGGAGCCCAUGUUGGUCCCUCUGCUGUCUGAAGAGUAAGGGAGUAAAAUGCUGAUGAACUCUACAUUCGGGUCUUGUGGGGGAGGUCUGGCCUCCAGAGGACCUCACCGUAGAGCCAGAGUCAAGUCCUAGGAGGGAGGCAGUCCUACUCAUGCAGACGCUGGAUCCCGUUCUUCUGAUCCCUCCAGCUGCCCCCAAAAAUUGAGCCUUUCUUAGGUGGCCUAGGACCCGCCCAGUAAGAAACCAAGGUCCUCUUUCUCUUGGCCACAUCUGCACAUCUCUUGGACCUCACAGAUUCAGAACGAGGGGUUGGCUUCAGCCUCUCAAGGUCUGACGCUUUCCUCUGGGCGUUCAGGCCAAAG
Molecule: messenger RNA, 2849 nt
Organism: Arvicola amphibius (Eurasian water vole)
Lineage: Eukaryota; Metazoa; Chordata; Mammalia; Rodentia; Cricetidae
Gene: Sesn2
Product: sestrin 2
Exons: 10
Coding region: 329-1774 (481 amino acids)
Biological process (GO): cellular response to leucine starvation; regulation of response to reactive oxygen species; negative regulation of TORC1 signaling
Cellular component (GO): nucleus
Molecular function (GO): oxidoreductase activity, acting on peroxide as acceptor; L-leucine binding
Source: RefSeq, a predicted model, not a curated record